Aspergillus terreus NIH2624 is the source of this 534-nucleotide messenger RNA. RefSeq lists its product as uncharacterized. The record is from RefSeq and is a predicted model, not a curated record. Lineage: Eukaryota; Fungi; Ascomycota; Eurotiomycetes; Eurotiales; Aspergillaceae. The transcript has a single exon. The coding region runs from base 1 to 534 and encodes 177 amino acids.
AUGUCUGUAGUAUAUGAAGCUGCCAACCCAAUGAUCAAGGACUCUUCAAACAGAAAGCGUCACAUCCACAUUCAAUCCAUAAUGCAAACCCUCUUUUCAAUCGCACGCAUGACUCUAGGACUUGGGCUCCUCGCUAUUCCCAAGCCCGUUGCCCAUGUUUUCCUCGUACCCUUUACCCGCGAAGCCACCAUAGCCUGCAGGAUGGCCGGAGCUCGGGACCUUGUCCUAGGUGCUCUUCUUUAUGCCUCUCGUCCUUGGAGAUCUACAGCCUUGAUGAACAAAACCACCGAUCCAAGCGAGCACCCUUUGCUUUCCGAUAAUGGUCAGUUCCGAGAGCAAAUUGGCGAGAAUCAUACCAAACGAGCAUUACUAGCGGGAAUGGUUGUGGAUGGGAUUGAUAUACUCAGUGUGUUAUGGUGCUAUCUUGAUGGGACACUACCGAUUGAGGCCGUUGCGACACUGGGAGGCGGUGCGUGUCUUUUCUGCGGUCUGGGGGCUUACUGCUGGUACUCCGUUUCUUCAAAGCAUGAGUAA